AUGCAAGGACGACAAGAUAGAUUACUGAGGCGUCCUUGUCUAGCAGGACCUAUAUCUAUUCCCAACCAACAACCAGAAUUACAGAGAUUUUUGGCUGAUGAAUUGGUGGAACAAAAAUACAAUGAAAUCAAAAGCAGAUCAGGUAUCCUUACAAUUGUGGGAAAGGAAUUCUAUUGCGACAAAUCAGACAUCGAAGAAUUGUCUGAUUUGGGAAGAGGUGCUUUCGGAGCAGUUAGGAAGGCUCGAUGUAAAAAAACGAAUACACUUAUGGCAGUUAAAAUUAUUCCUUUGACCGAUUCUGCUGACAGCAAUAAAAGAACCGUUAUGGAUAUGGACGUUAUUAUGCAAGCUCACGACUGCCCUUAUAUAGUCAAAUGUUAUGGUUGCUUUGUGUACGAGUCGGAAGUACGUAUUUGUAUGGAGAUGAUGACCAUGUGUUUGGAGAAACUGUUAAUUAGAGCUCACAAAUUCCCCGAAAAUAUUGUUAGGCAAAUUACGAUUUCCGCUUUAAAAGCUCUACAGUAUCUGAAGGAGCGUAUGAUUAUGCAUCGAGAUGUGAAGCCUUCUAAUAUCUUAAUAGAUUUACGAGGGACGAUUAAAAUGUGUGAUUUUGGGAUAUCAGGGCGGCUUAUUGAUUCCAGUAGAGCUGCUACAAAUACGAAAGGUUGUACUGCAUAUCUAGCGCCGGAACGUGUUGGUUCUAGCACCGGCAAUUACGGAAUUAAGGCAGAUGUUUGGAGUCUUGGGAUAACUCUUUUGGAAUUGGCCACUGGCAGGCAUCCAUAUGAUGGAUGCAAAAACGACUUCGAGUUACUGACAAAGAUAAACAAUGAUCCGCCACCUCAAUUAUUACCAUCAGAUAAUUACAGCGAGGAGUUCUGCUCGUUCUUAUCUUAUUGUCUGAAGAAGAAACCAGAUGAAAGACGAGAUUAUCUAUUUCUUUUGUUUAUUGAAGUCUUAGAUUAUUUAGAGUAUCAAGAAGAAAAGGUGCUCGAAGAGGAAGCUUUCACUGCUUUCUCCAUCUAA
Enterobius vermicularis (human pinworm) is the source of this 1026-nucleotide messenger RNA. The record is from the annotation of a GenBank genome assembly. NCBI's taxonomy places the organism in Eukaryota, Metazoa, Nematoda, Chromadorea, Rhabditida, Oxyuridae.